UCUAACGUUACUACGGUUUAUUUUAAUUAAUAUAGAUACUAAAUCUCUCAUGUCCUACUGCACUGUUCUUUAUCCAUUCAUACGUUUUAUUAUCAAUGUCACACAGUGAAAUCAGGGAUUGAGAUUAUCAAAUUGAUCGAAAGUUAUCAUAUGUACAAUUAAUUUAUGUAUUUACGUAUCGCAUUGCUUAAUAAAACGACCACUGACCAUACUUUAAUGAAUAACUGAAUUAAACAUACAUACCUCGAAUAAAUACAAACAUACAUCAGAAAAUAUUUUGGGAAUUGUUGGGAAAAUCUGUAAUUUUAUUCAAACUAGUCUAAUUAGCAUUGAUCUAUACUUACUACCUGUAGAUACAUACAUAAAUACAGUACUACUUAUCCACCAUCCGGGGGGUAGAUUAGAACUGGUCAAAACUCCAGGUCAUUGGGACGCUUUGUUUCCUAUAUAUCUACUGAUAGCAUCAUGAAGGUGUGUCUUGUUGUACUGAUCUGCAUUGCCAGUACUUUAGCUCAAGAACAAUGCCUCCCCAUCCACGAGUUCCCUUGCGACAACGGAAAUUGCAUACCCAGUCCAUGGAUUUGUGAUGGAGACAAUGAUUGUGGAGAUGGUUCAGAUGAGAAACCGGAAUACUGCAACGUCGAUGGAUGCAGGCCUGACCAGUACACAUGCACCAACGGGAACUGUAUUCCUCUAUUAUUUCAAUGCGACGGUGAUAAUGAUUGUGCGGAUGGAUCUGACGAAAGAGAUUGUCCAUGCCCUGAUCCGGUCGACGAUUGGACGCGAUGUGAUGAUGGAACGUGUGUUUUGAAAGAAUACUGGUGUGACGAGCAUGGAAUUCAUGAUUGUCCAGACAAGUCUGACGAGACAAACUGCUCUCGCACUACGACCGCUGAACCCAGCACCACUUCGCCCAGCCCCAUUUCGCCCAGCACCACUCUUGGGGAUGACUUGUACAUUUAGCUAGUCGACAAAUAUGGAGCACACCAAACACGUUUUAGGGAAGGGUCAUGUAGUCUGGAUUCACUUUAAAUGUGGACACAGAUAUUUGACAAACUACUUAAACAAUUGGUUCAAAUAUAUAUGUCAUAAUCCUGUUAUUAUCCGUUAUUAAAUAAAUUAUGAUUGGUCCAUAUCCAUUUACUAAAUAAUA
Messenger RNA from Folsomia candida, 1153 nucleotides. Its product is annotated as low-density lipoprotein receptor-related protein 8. Lineage: Eukaryota; Metazoa; Arthropoda; Collembola; Entomobryomorpha; Isotomidae. Bases 466 to 963 code for a protein of 165 amino acids. Gene Ontology annotation, molecular function: protein binding. The record is from RefSeq and is a predicted model, not a curated record. The transcript has 8 exons.